Messenger RNA from Arachis duranensis, 957 nucleotides. RefSeq names its product E3 ubiquitin-protein ligase AIRP2. Gene Ontology annotation, biological process: protein ubiquitination. The coding region runs from base 89 to 823 and encodes 244 amino acids. The record is from RefSeq and is a predicted model, not a curated record. The transcript has 5 exons. Lineage: Eukaryota; Viridiplantae; Streptophyta; Magnoliopsida; Fabales; Fabaceae. Gene Ontology annotation, molecular function: ubiquitin protein ligase activity.
UCACUCUCAUAUUGCUGCAUAAAUUCUCUCAUAUCAAUUAUUUUUCUCAUGCAAAAGAUUUUCCGGGAAAAACAUAAAUUUUCUUAUUAUGGGAAAGUGCUCCUUUCAGGAUUCCCUCAAAACUUUGGAAGCUGAUAUUCAGUAUGCUAAUACACUGGCAUUAAGUAAUCCAAGGGAUAAAGAUGGAGGAUGCUAUCAGAUGAGACUAUCAUACAGUCCAGCAGCCCCCAUUUUUCUGUUUCUUGUUCAGUGGGCAGAUUUUCGCCUUGCUGCUGCUCUUGGUCUCCUCAGAAUCCUAAUUUACGUGAACUGUGGAAGUGGGAAGAAUACCAUGUCAAUAUUUGAAAGGAAAGCAAGUAUUAGGCAAUUUUACUCUGUGAUAUUCCCUGCUUUAUUGCAACUCCAGAAAGGGAUCACGGAUUUGGAGGAAAGAAAACAGAAGGAAAUGUAUUUGCUUAGGUACCAAAGUAAAAGUGAUUUUGAAGAGAAAGGAGGAGAAUAUGAAAUUGACAAUGAAAGAGAAGAGGAAUGUGGUGUUUGCUUGGAGGUGAAAGGGAAAGUUGUGCUGCCUAAUUGCUGCCACACUAUGUGUUUGAAUUGCUACAGAUCUUGGUGCGUGAGGUCUGAGUCUUGCCCCUUCUGUAGGGAUAGCCUAAAGAGAAUGGACUCUGGUGACCUUUGGAUUUACACAGACAAGAGUGACAUUGUUGAUCUUGGCACAAUUUACAGAGAGAAUUCCAAGAUGCUAUUUCUGUAUAUAGAGAAGUUGCCCCUUGUAAUUCCUGACCCAAGACAUGUAUCCUAUGAUCCAUUCCUAAGGUGAGAGGGCUGGCUAAAGAAUUUUGGAAAAAUGUGAAUGUAACCUGAAAUUUGUAGUUGUACAUGUGUUUUAGUCUUUUAGACCAUAAUUUAUUUAAUUGUAUAUAAUUUUGAUGGCUUGUUGCUAUGUAUUACCAA